AUGGGCCAGCGGACUACAGGGCCCUGGCAGAAGAAGGCCAUCCGCACCAACUCAUUUGAGGUGACUACUACGCUGGACGACUACCGUGGCGCGCUGGAGUACGCAGAGGCGCUGGCGUACGACUGCGUGCAGGGCAUGGGCAUCGUGGCGCACCACGCCACGAUCCAGGAGUCCAAGAAGGCCAUGGCCGAGGCGCGCGGCGUGACCAAGCUCACGCGCCUAGUCACGCUGUUCGUGCCGCUGACCUUUGCCACGUCCAUUUUCAGCAUAAACGUGCGCGAGAUCAACGCCAACGACGGGCCCCCCCAUCUACGUCUGGGCCGCCGUCUCGGGCCUCCUCGGCUUCGCUACCUGGCUCUUCUUCCGCUUCGAAAUCUCCCACGUCUCGCGCCGGCGCGCGGGCGCAGCGUCUGGUCGAGGGGCCAGCCGUACACGAAGCAGGCGCCAGAUGUUGAGCUUCAUUGA
Lasiosphaeria miniovina is the source of this 465-nucleotide messenger RNA. RefSeq lists its product as uncharacterized. NCBI's taxonomy places the organism in Eukaryota, Fungi, Ascomycota, Sordariomycetes, Sordariales, Lasiosphaeriaceae. The record is from RefSeq and is a predicted model, not a curated record. Bases 1 to 465 code for a protein of 154 amino acids. The transcript has 2 exons.